AUGUCCAACCACACCCCAAUUCGUUAUAUUUCCUCGGGCCGUGGUAAUACAGAGAUCAUGAAUCGGACGAUGGCAGAAAAGGUGUUUUCAAUUUUCGGGUUACUCCUCAUAGUUUUAGUCCUAAUAACAGAUUCCAGAAAGUUAGAUUGCACGAAGUUUGUUUUCGCACCAAAAUGUCGUGGAGUAGCUGCCAAGAGAAACACUGAUUAUAAUUUCCCAAUCAUUCCUUCACAUCAAAGAUUACAGUCAAAAAUAGUGCCUAGUUUAGAAGAUAAUUGGACAUCCGAGGACGACGAUUCUUUACAGUUUCUUAAAGGAUUAAGAUAUCUAAUAAGCAAAAUGAACAAUAAACAACCCUCGCCACCAUACUCAACGGAUGAUUCAAGGUUUUGGAGAAAGUUUUUCCCGUCUCGCUGA
Lottia gigantea (owl limpet) is the source of this 417-nucleotide messenger RNA. RefSeq lists its product as hypothetical. The transcript is spliced from 5 exons. The record is from RefSeq and is a predicted model, not a curated record. Lineage: Eukaryota; Metazoa; Mollusca; Gastropoda; Lottiidae. The coding region runs from base 1 to 417 and encodes 138 amino acids.